Molecule: messenger RNA, 709 nt
Organism: Dermacentor silvarum
Lineage: Eukaryota; Metazoa; Arthropoda; Arachnida; Ixodida; Ixodidae
Product: luciferin 4-monooxygenase-like
Exons: 4
Coding region: 1-588 (195 amino acids)
Molecular function (GO): CoA-ligase activity
Source: RefSeq, a predicted model, not a curated record
AUGCUUGAUAUACAAGAGACAAAGGUCGAAGGGCUCGAGGAGACCGAGAGCAUGGUGGUAGAUUUGUUCACGGACCAGAAACUUGGUCCACACAAGAUAGGCGAGAUCUGCUACCACACACCAUGUAUGGCACGGGGCUAUUACAAGCGGCCCAAGGAAUCUGUCGAGCUUUUUGAUGAAGAGGGUUGGUGCAAGUCAGGUGACGCUGGCUACUACGACGAAGACGGCCGGCUGUACAUCGUCGAGAGGCUGAAGCAGCUCAUCAAAUGCAUGGAUAAUCAGGUGGCUCCUAUGGAACUGGAAGAACUGCUCUUACGGGAACAAUCGGCUGACAUAGCCGAGGUGUCCGUGGUUGGCCUUCCCCAUUCCGACUACGGAGAGGCUCCGGCGGCUGCCAUUGUGCUCACGCAAGAAGGUCGUGCGAAGAAUCCCGAGCUCCUCGCUACGAGUAUCAAGGCUACCGUGGAAAGCCAUCUCGCCGUGCACAAGCACCUCCAUGGUGGUGUCUUCUUUGUGGAUUCCCUGCCAAAAACUGACACUGCGAAAGUCAAAAGACAUGAGCUGGCGCGCUUUCUCGCGCAAGCCUAGAUGCAGAUAAGCUGGCGCAGGUUUGGCCAUGUCGUGAGAUACAGCCAACUCGCGGGGCUUAUUAACAAUUAUCACUGAGGGCAGUUGGCGUACCUAUUUUAUGGGUCACUUUUGUUAUUUA